This is a messenger RNA of Cricetulus griseus (Chinese hamster), 1829 nucleotides long. NCBI's taxonomy places the organism in Eukaryota, Metazoa, Chordata, Mammalia, Rodentia, Cricetidae. The record is from RefSeq and is a predicted model, not a curated record.
CCCCUCAGUCUCUUGCCAUCCAGGCGUCUCGGGUCUCACUCCGCAGAGCCUCCGGGGACUCGCCGGCCUUGCCCCGCCGCCUCCGCGCGCUCUCCCCGCGUGAGUGAUAGCUGCUUCAGGAAUCUUGCAGAAGACCGUAGUGGGAUAAAUCUUAAAGAUCUUGUCCAAGAUCCUUCUUUGUUGGGUGGGACUAUAUCAGCAUACAAGAUAGUACCAGAUGAAAUAGAAGAAAUCAAGGAAACUCUCAUAGACUGGUGUGAUGAGAAGGAACUUAAUUUGAUAUUAACAACUGGAGGAACAGGGUUUGCACCACGAGAUGUCACUCCAGAGAAAUUCCCAACAUUCCCAUUUUGUGGGCUCCAGAAAGGGGCCACAAAAGAAGUAAUAGAACGGGAAGCGCCAGGGAUGGCCCUGGCUAUGCUGAUGGGAUCACUUAAUGUUACACCUCUGGGCAUGCUCUCUAGACCAGUGUGUGGAAUAAGGGGGAAGACUCUGAUAAUCAACCUGCCUGGUAGCAAGAAAGGAUCUCAGGAAUGCUUUCAGUUCAUACUGCCAGCUCUACCUCAUGCCAUCGAUCUUUUACGUGAUGCCAUUGUAAAAGUAAAGGAGGUGCAUGAUGAACUUGAAGAUUUACCUUCACCACCACCUCCUCUUUCUCCACCUCCUACAACUAGCCCCCAUAAACAGACAGAAGACAAAGGGGUUCAGUGUGAAGAAGAGGAAGAAGAAAAGAAAGACAGUGGUGUAGCUUCAACAGAAGAUAGUUCCUCGUCACAUAUAACUGCAGCAGCUAUUGCUGCAAAGAAGCAUCCAUUCUACACCAGUCCUGCUGUUUUCAUGGCACAUGGACAGCCCAUCCCUGGUAUCAUCAGUUAUUCCCAUCAUGGAACAGGCAGUGCAGAUAAACGGAUUCCAGAUUCCAUCAUUUCUCGUGGUGUUCAGGUGCUCCCACGAGACACAGCCUCCCUCAGCACUACUCCUUCAGAAUCGCCCCGUGCUCAGGCUACAUCUCGCCUCUCUACAGCUUCUUGUCCAACACCAAAAGUCCAGUCCAGGUGCAGCAGCAAGGAGAACAUUCUCAGAGCCAGUCACAGUGCUGUAGAUAUUACCAAGGUGGCUAGAAGACAUCGCAUGUCUCCUUUUCCUCUGACAUCUAUGGACAAAGCCUUCAUCACAGUCCUGGAGAUGACUCCGGUGCUUGGUACAGAAAUCAUCAAUUACCGAGAUGGAAUGGGGCGAGUCCUUGCUCAAGAUGUAUAUGCAAAAGACAACCUACCCCCAUUCCCAGCAUCAGUAAAAGAUGGCUAUGCUGUUCGAGCUGCUGAUGGUCCAGGAGAUCGUUUCAUCAUUGGGGAAUCCCAAGCUGGUGAACAGCCAACUCAGACAGUAAUGCCAGGACAAGUGAUGCGGGUUACAACAGGUGCUCCAAUCCCCUGUGGUGCUGAUGCAGUAGUGCAAGUGGAAGAUACCGAACUAAUCAGGGAAUCAGAUGAUGGUACUGAAGAACUUGAAGUGCGAAUUUUGGUGCAGGCUCGGCCAGGUCAAGAUAUCCGACCUAUCGGCCAUGACAUUAAAAGAGGGGAGUGCGUUUUGGCCAAAGGAACCCAUAUGGGCCCUUCAGAGAUUGGUCUCCUUGCAACUGUGGGUGUCACAGAGGUUGAAGUUAAUAAGUUUCCUGUGGUCGCUGUCAUGUCAACAGGGAAUGAGCUGCUAAAUCCUGAAGAUGACCUCUUACCAGGAAAGAUUCGAGACAGCAAUCGGUCAACACUUCUAGCAACAAUUCAGGAACAUGGUUACCCCACAAUCAACCUGGGAAUUGUAGGAGACAA